UUUUUUUACACUAAUUGCUUUUACACCCAUAAAGGCUGUAAAAGCAAUCAUUUCUCCUUCUCUCUGGCUGCAUUCUUGCAGCCAUUGAGAAAUACUGUGAGAGCUGUAUUGGUCACAGCUUGUUACAUGGUACACGGUUGUUGUGAAUAGCCUUGUACCAUGUGACUUCUGUGAUCAUUCACAGAUUUCACUAGUAGUAAGCAAUGAUGUCAGCAGGUGACAUCUUGCUUACUACUAUUCAUAUGAUCACUGAUUGGCCAAUCAGUGAUCACAUGAUUGGGACCUCACACAGAGGCCCAGUACAGCGAUCAGUGUCC
Staurois parvus is the source of this 317-nucleotide messenger RNA. NCBI's taxonomy places the organism in Eukaryota, Metazoa, Chordata, Amphibia, Anura, Ranidae. The record is from the annotation of a GenBank genome assembly.